Molecule: messenger RNA, 10077 nt
Organism: Paramormyrops kingsleyae
Lineage: Eukaryota; Metazoa; Chordata; Actinopteri; Osteoglossiformes; Mormyridae
Source: RefSeq, a predicted model, not a curated record
AUGGAUUUUCAUCAGACAGUGACGAAAUUCUACAGUGUCUUGCGCGGUUCUGAUGUCGCUCGCAGCCCCACAAGAAGCAGCGUCUGCUCAGGCCGCCUGUGCUCAUGGUUUUCUCCUCCUGUUGCUCUCUGUGCUGCAGGUAACAGGUUCUUCCUGACGUCCUACGGAGCCCUGUACAUAUCGGACGUACAGAAGGAGGACGCUCUUUCCACCUACCGCUGCAUCACCAAGCACAAGUACAGUGGCGAGACCCGGCAGAGCAACGGGGCCAGGCUCUCUGUGCUGGACCCUACAGAGUCCACCCCAUCCAUUCUGGACAGCUUCCAGUCAGGGGAGGUGCAGGCGGGACGGAGUGUGGAGAUGCCCUGCAUCGCUUCGGGAUACCCCAAUCCCACCAUCCGAUGGCUGAAGGAUGGGCGGCCGCUGCCCACUGACUCCCGCUGGACGCGCCGCCUCACCGGCCUGACAGUCAGCGACCUGAGGCUGGAGGACAGUGGCAACUACAUUUGCGAGGUCACCAACAGCUUCGGCUCUAAGGAAGUGACCAGCCACCUCAGCGUCAUUGAGCCCCUGCGAGUGACCCUGGCCCCCAAGAACCUGAAGACGGGCAUCAGCAGCACGGUCAUCCUCACCUGCGCCGUGCAGGGCUCCCCUGAGUUCACGGUCACCUGGUUCCGCAAUACCGAGCCCGUGACCCCCGACCAGCAUUUCUCCAUCCAGGGGGCCCACAAUGAGACCCUCUUCAUCACCGCGGCCCAGAAAAAGCACUCGGGCGCGUAUCAGUGCUUCGCCACCCGCAAGGGCCAGACCGCUCAGGACUUCUCCAUAAUCCUGCUGGAGGACGGGACGCCCCGCAUCGUCUCCUCCUUCAGCGAGAGGGUGGUGGCCCCCGGGGAGCCCUUCUCUCUCAUGUGCGCGGCCAAGGGCGCGCCCCCGCCCACCAUCACCUGGACCCUGGACGACGAGCCGGUGGCGCGCGACUCGGUGCACCGGACCAGCCAGUACACGCUUUCGGACGGCAGCACCGUCUCCCAUGUCAAUGUGACGAGCCCUGAGAUCCGUGACGGGGGCGUGUACCGCUGCUCAGCCCGCAACUCUGCCGGUAGCGCCGAGUACCAAGCGCGCAUAAACGUAAGAGGCCCGCCCAGCAUCCGGGCCAUGCGCAACAUCACCGCCGUGGCGGGUCGCAACACCUUCAUCAACUGCCGGGUGAUCGGUUACCCCUACUACUCCAUCAAGUGGUACAAGGAUGCCCUGCUGCUGCCCGACAACCACCGGCAGGUGGUGUACGAGAACGGUACGCUGAAACUGAGCGAUGUGCAGAAGGGCAUGGACGAGGGUGCCUACGUGUGCAGCGUGCUCAUCCAGCCGCAGCUCUCCAUCAGCGAGAGCGUCUACGUCACCGUCAAAGUCCCACCCCUGAUCCAGCCCUUUGACUUCCCACCGACCUCCAUCGGGAAGCUAAUGUACAUCGCCUGCGUGGUCUCUUCGGGCGACAUGCCCAUCCGCAUCACCUGGCGCAAGGAUGGGCAGGAGAUCGUGUCAGGUUCCUCGGGCGUCAACAUUGAGACCAAAGAGUUCAUGAGCUCCCUACAGAUACCCAAGGUCUCGCUCAAGCACAAUGGCAACUAUACCUGUAUAGCUAGCAACGACGCCGCCACAGUGAGCUCGGAGAGGCAGCUCAUCGUCACAGUACCCCCACGGUUUGUAGUCCAGCCGAAUAAUCAGGAUGGAAUCUAUGGCAAAGCGGGGGUCCUGAAUUGUUCUGUAGAUGGUUACCCCCCACCCAAAGUGAUGUGGAAGCACGCCAAAGGUAUAGGAAACCCCCAGCAGUACCACCCAGUGCCUCUGACCGGUCGGAUCCAGAUCAUGGCUAAUGGGUCCCUGCUGAUCCGGCACGUCCUGGAGGAGGACCGUGGGUACUACCUGUGCCAGGCCAGCAACGGCGUGGGCUCUGACAUCAGCAAGAGCAUGGUGCUGACCGUGAAGAUCCCUGCCAUGAUCACCUCUCACCCCAACACCACGAUCGCCAUUAAGGGACAGGAGAAGGAGCUGACCUGCACUGCACGCGGCGAGUGGCCCAUAAUCAUCCGCUGGGAGCGCGGGGACACCGUCAUCGACACCGACCGCAACCCCCGCUACUCCAUCACCAGCUCCAACGAGAAGAGUGACGAGGUCAUCUCUACCCUCAAGCUGAAGCCUGCCGAACGCGGAGACUCUGUCUUCUUCUCCUGCCACGCCAUCAAUUCGUACGGAGAGGGCCGAGGCCUCAUCCAGUUAACCGUGCAAGAGCCCCCUGACCCCCCAGAGCUGGAGGUCCGGGAGGUGAAGGACCGUAGCAUGAACCUCCGCUGGACCCAGAGGUUCGACGGCAACAGCAUGAUCACCAGCUUCGACAUCGAGUACAAGAACAAAUCCGACACCUGGGACUUGAAACACGCCACCCGCAAGAUCGCGCCCACAAACCACCAGGCCAACAUCGUGGAGCUGCAUCCAGCCUCCGUCUACAGCAUCCGCAUGUACUCCUACAACAAGAUUGGUCGCAGCCAGGCCAGCAAGGAGCUCACCGUCAGCACAGAGGAAGCGCAGCCCGAUGGUCCUCCAAUGGAUGUGACCCUGCAGCCAAUGACAUCGCAGAGCAUCCGUGUGACCUGGAAGGCCCCAAAAAAGGAGCUGCAGAACGGGGUGAUCCGGGGCUACCAGAUCGGGUACCGGGAGAACGGCCCAGGCAGCAACGGCCAGUACAGCAUCGUGGAGAUGAAGGCCACGGGCGACAGCGAGGUCUAUACCCUGGACAACCUGAAGAAGUUCGCCCAGUAUGGGGUGGUGGUCCAGGCCUUCAACCGUGCCGGGACUGGACCCUCCAGCUCCGAGAUCAACGCCACCACUCUGGAGGACGUGCCCAGCCAACCCCCCCAGAAUGUGCGUGCGGUCACCGUCACCUCAGACGAGGCGGUCAUCACAUGGUCGGAACCCCCACGGAUGACCUUGAACGGGGUGCUGAAGGGCUACCGCGUGGUGUUCUGGUCCAUCUUCCCUGAUGGAGAAUGGGGAGAGAUGCAGAACAUCACCACGACGCGGGAGCAGGUGGAGCUGAGGGGCCUGGAGAAGUUCACCAACUACAGCGUGCAGGUGCUGGCCUACACGCAGGCCGGGGACGGGGUGCGCAGCAACGUGCUCUACAUCCAGACCCGGGAGGACCACCCAGGUCCACCUGCAGGAAUCAAGGCUGUCCCAUCCUCUGCCUCCAGUGUUGUGGUGUCCUGGCUGCCCCCUCUGAAGCCUAAUGGUAUCAUCCGCAAGUACACCAUCUACUGCUCCAGCCCUGGGUCUGGGCAACCUGCACCCAGCGAGUAUGAAGCCAACCCAGAGCUGCUGUUCUACCGCAUCACACACCUGACCCGCGGGCAGCAGUACCUCAUAUGGGCCGCCGCCGUCACCACCGCCGGUCGGGGCAACAUCAGCGAGAAGGUCACCGUGGAGCCUGCUGGGAAGGCGCCGGCCAAGAUCCUGUCCUUUGGGGGCACGGUGACCACGCCUUGGAUGAAGGAGGUACGUCUGCCUUGCAGCUCUGUGGGCGAGCCCAGCCCCACCAUCAAGUGGACUAAGGACAGCGAGGACUCCGCAAUCCCAGUGACGCUGGACGGCCACCGCCUCAUCCUGGCCAAUGGCACGCUGGUGCUGCGCUCGGUGAAGGCUGAGGAUUCUGGAUACUACACCUGCACGGCCACCAACACCCUCGGGUUCGACACCAUCAUCAUCAACCUACUUGUACAAGUGCCCCCUGACCAGCCCCGCCUGACUGUGUCCACGACCUCCACCUCCUCCAUCACCUUAGCCUGGGUCCCAGGAGACAACGGGGGCAGCUCCAUUCGAGGCUUCGUGCUGCAGUAUUCGGUGGACAACACGGAGGAGUGGAGGGAUGUCUUCAUUAGCUCCAGCGAGCGCUCCUUCAAGCUGGACAACCUGCGCUGUGGCACCUGGUACAAGGUCAAGCUGGCGGCGAAGAACAGCGUGGGCGCCGGGCGCAUCAGCGAGAUCAUCGAGGCCAAGACCCACGGCCGCGAGCCCCAGUUCAACAAGGACCAGCCACUCUUCACCCACAUCAACUCCACGCACGCGCGCCUCAACCUGCAGGGCUGGACCAGUGGCGGCUGCCCCAUCACGGCCGUCCUGCUGGAGUUCCGGCCCAAGGGGACCUGGGCGUGGCAGAACCUGCGCACCAACGCCUCUGCCGACGUCUUCCUGGCCGAGCUGCGCGAGGCCACCUGGUACGAGCUGAAGAUGAAGGCCUGCAACAGCGCUGGCUGUGGUAACCAGAGCUCCCAGUUCGCCACGCUGGACUACGACGGAAGUACAAUCCCGCCCAUCAAGUCGGCGCGUGGGGAGGGGGACGACGUGAAGAAGCUGUUUACCAUCGCCUGCCCCGUCAUCCUGGUGACCCUGGGACUGGCCCUGCUCUUCAUCAUCCGCAAGAAACGCAAGGAGAAGAGGCUGAAGAGACUGAGGGACGCCAAAAGCCUGGCUGAAAUGCUCAUCAGUAAGAACAAUCGCAGCUUUGACACGCCGGUGAAGGGGCCACCGCAGGGACCUCGGCUGCACAUCGACAUCCCCCGCGUCCAGCUGCUGAUCGAGGACAAGGAGGGCAUCAAGCAGCUCGGUGAGGACAAAGCUACUAUUCCAGUGACGGACACAGAGUUCAGCCAAUCAGUGAACCCUCAGAGCUUCUGCACAGGCGUGUCCGUGCACCACCCUGCCCUCAUCCAGAACACCGGUCCUUUGAUUGACAUGUCCGACAUCCGACCCGGAACCAACCCUGUAUCCAGAAAGAGCGUGAAGUCAGCUCACAGCACACGGAACCGCUAUUCCAGCCAAUGGACCCUGACCAAGUGCCAGGCAUCUACGCCAGCCCGUACCCUCACCUCUGACUGGCGCACGGUGGGCUCCCAGCACGGUAUCACUGUGACAGAGAGCGACAGCUACAGCGCCAGCCUCUCCCAGGACACCGACAAAGGCCGCAACAGCAUGGUGUCAACGGAGAGCGCCUCGUCCACCUACGAAGAGCUGGCCCGGGCCUACGAGCACGCCAAGCUGGAGGAGCACCUGCAGCACGCGAAAUUCGAGAUCACCGAGUGCUUCAUCUCCGACAGCUCCUCCGACCAGAUGACCACCGGCACCAACGAUAACGCCGACAGCAUGACCUCCAUGAGUACGCCUUCCGAGCCGGGUAUCUGCCGCUUCACCGCCUCCCCGCCCAAGCCGCAGGACUAUGACCGUGGCAAGAAUGUGGCUGUGCCCAUCCCCCACCGCGCCAACAAGAGUGACUACUGUAACCUCCCUCUCUACAUGAAGACGGAUCCCUUUUUUCGCAAGCAGGCAGAGCUUCACGAUCCGUGCCCCGUGGUGCCCCCCCGCGAGGCCUCUAUCCGCAGCCUGGCCGCCCGCGCCUACCACACGCAGGCCCGGCACAUGACUUUGGACCCAGGCAAGCAGCAGGCGCUCACGCUGGGCCACGGCGGGCUGGGAGGGUUGAGCGGAGCCGGGGCCAGCGGAGGAUUAGGGGGUUCGGGCACUGCCACGCUGCCCCAGCGGACUCUGACCAUGCCUGGCCCCUCGGCCCAGAGUACCACCUCCUCCACUGCUGCCAUGGCGGCCAGCGCUGGCUCUGGCAGUAAUCCCACUUCUGCCACCAAAAUGGCUGGCUCCAGAGACUCCUUGCUGGAGAGCAGCUCAUCUGGACUGGGCAGACUGCAGAAGCAAGGAGCUGGGGCCUACUCCAAGUCUUACACCCUGGUGUAGGCCUCUGGAGCUGAGAAGCUGGGGAGGGGGGGAGGGGGGGCAUGUGAACACUGGGGGCCUGAGCUAUGGCUGGACGUAGACUGUUGGUGUCAAUAGAGACGAGGAGCACAGGGGCAGGCAGAGAUCUGACUCCGACACAGCAGUGGCAUCUAUACAGCACAGGCACUCGUUUGUUUGUCUCUUGCUUUCUUUCUCUUUUCUUCAUCCCUCUUUCCCAGAACCAUGCCAAACCUAACAUCAUUAUUAUCACCGGGAUUAAUCUCCGCUCCUCGAAUCCUCCUAUAAUCGUAUUGACUUCAUAUCUUUCGUUUUAUCUCUCUCCCCCGUUGGCGGAGGGCGCUACGACGUUUAUGCGCGAGAGGCUUUCUGCAUAUGCUAGUCCCAAAGUAAGCGAAAAUUAAGCAUAUAAGAGCUGUAUAGUUAUCACCUAUACCUUUCUAGGUGUUUUAAAAUGUCAGAAAUGCCACCCCCCCCUUGACAUCUGUAACUGUUCGGAUAACAUGGUGCAUCGGUGCGGAAAGUACUUCAGCAUAAAGCUCACCAGUGUCUUUCCCAGCUGCCUCCAGUUCACCCAGCUCCCCUCUCCCCUGGCCACACGUAUUUUAGAAAGAAUUCCAAGCUUGUGGCCUCAGCCGUCUGUUUGAGUCUGUGAGAUUUCCUAUUCCAUGCAAUUUACAGGAAAAAAAAUACAGUAUCGAAGUUUUUUUUUUUUUUUAACAAACAUAGAAAGAUUUCAAAAGUACGAAGUUAUCUUUGAGGUGGACGAAUCAGAACUGUUUCUCUGAAGGUUUUUUUCUUUUUUAAAAAAUAUAAACUCAUGUGCACUAAAAGAGGGUGAAUGGAACCUAAGAGCUGUUGCAAGCCUACAUGUGUGUGCGUGUGUGUGUGUGUGUAUAUGUGUAAAUAUAUAUGUAUACAUGUGAUCAACACACGCUGAAGGUCCCUUUCACAUCAGUUUCCAUAUUUCCUGGCAGAAUUCCACAUCAGGAGUCAUGCAUCAACUUUGUCUCCUACCCCCCCCCCCCCCCCCCCCCCCCCCCCCCCACGAGAAUCUGCAGAACCAGGUUUCCGUGGAGAUUAACAAUCGUCCAUCACGUGACUUUCUCACACGCUAUCGCCUCAUCCUCAUUGUGUCCUCGUGCCAGUGACUGUGCGUGUCGUCAUCACGGGGGGUUGCGGGUCCUUCAUCUCUGCUUGGUGUUACCCCUCCCUCCCCUGAAUCUUUCUGCCCAGAGAUCACCCCCCCCCCCCAUGCGUGCUGCCCUCUGGAGUCUCACUGUGACAGGCUUGCAGCCUCUCCCCAACAGAUGGACUGACAGAGAGGUGCUAUGGACACAGAGUGAACGAGGAUAGAGAUCCGCUGCAGCAGAGUGGCUUUUAAUUUCCGUCGUUGUUUACUUCCGUGACAUUUAACUCCACUGUUCAUCUUUUCUUGUCCGAGCCUUUUGCUUACUCGCCUAAAGGAAAGUAUUUAAAUUGUUCUGCUUUUCCUGAGAGGCAGGGCAGUGGACUGGGAUGGCCAUACUGGGGUGGGGGGUGGGGGGGUUAGAUAAUAGAAAAUGUUCAUUUGGAAGGAAGUUGGUGUUUUAAUUUUAGUUGGUCUGGAAAAAUGUUAUUUCCCCUCUUAUUCUAUACCCAAAGCUGAUCCCUGUUUCACUGAAAAAGCAACAAAAAACCAUAAGGAAUUCAAUUGAAAAUUUCUCAUCAGGGCUCCUGCAAUACAAAAAUAUAUAUUAUAAUAUUUGAGAUCUACAAAAAAAAGUAUAUACAUAUAUAUUUCUAUCUAAAUAUAUAGAGAAAUAUAUAAAUGGUGGACAAAAUGUGAGAUGUGAAGCUGUGUUAAUAAAAAAAAAAAUAUUAACGAGACAAUCGUUCAGUGUGUAGAGCUGCAAGGUGUGUAGAAGAGUGAGGAAUAGGAGAAGAGGAGAGGAGGGAGUGGAAUCUGUAGAGGAAGAAUGAAUGAGAGAUAUUCAGAGAAAAGGAGAGCGGAAUAGGAGGAGAUAGUCGAACAAGAAAAGGUCAGGUCUGUUCCAGGGGUCUUUAGGUGCCCUACAGUCAUAGCAAAAGGCUGUUUGAUUUCAAGGUGCACAAUUUUACAGCAAGGUACUGAAUAAGGUGCUUAGGAAUUAAAAGCUUCCUGUGCAUUUUUUUUUGUUUGUUUUACUGCAGCAUUUUUGGUCUCUAUAUGUCUUGUAUGUGUUUGCACACAAAUGUGGGAAUGUAUAGGAAAAAAUCCCAUUUAAAGACAAGUUAAAACGUAGGGUUCCUCAUAGGGUUGACAUAUGAUGAUCCUUUCUGAAGUGAGCUUUCAGGAGCUGUAGCAUGUUAUAAUCAUUGUUUUCACUUUUGAAAAAAAUAUAUAUAUUAAGGCGAUGUUUUAAUAAUUGAAAUAUUGUGGAAUAGCAGACGAGAUGCACUGCACUGUGGUGCCAUUGUCAGUUAUUAAGUAACUUUAUUUCUAAUGAAUUAUGCACUGCUUCCCUGUUUAUUCUUGUUUUUAGAAUGGCUUAUAAAAAAAAAGUGUUGGAUACUGGUUGGAUUUUAACUGGUAAAUUGAACAGCGGUUCUGUGUCAAUGUGAAAGUUUGUGGCUUAUUGACAAGUUGCUACAAUACCAGCUAGAACUCAUUGGCCCUAGAGGAACAGACCUGGCCAGCCCCAGAACAUUCUUGGCCCAUUCUAGUCUGCUAAAAAUAAGGGGUUGCAGUCCAUGUACUUCCAUCUAAAGAGAGACUAGAAUUGAGGAAACCGAGGUGAAUGAGGCUUUAAUGGUGAGCUGGACAGGUUUUUUUUUUGGAACGGCCAGCGCUCAGGUGGGCUGCAAGCCCAUAGGUUACUGCAACCCUGCUGCCACAGGUGGGACCUCUUGGGUCUCUGUGAGUGGAGGGAUAGACGACUUCAGGGACAGAUCAUAGCUGCUUGCACACAGCACCACCUAACUGUGCAGCCCAGCUGCAGCUGUACAGUACAUCCACCAGACUCUGGACCUAAGAAUCAUCACAUUAGCCAGAGUUUCUCUCUGUUAUCGCAAGACUCAGCCCCGACAUAGUAAUCACAAACAGCCUGGUUAAAGGCAGAGGCCUGUGGUGACAUUCUGUACACAUCAGCCCUAACAUUUUGUCUCUGUAAAACAGGUCAACUUCUAGUGCUGUGAAAAAAAAGUAAAGAUGAAACAGAAAAAGUAUCACUUCAGUGUUUUGGAGAUUCCAGUGUAUUUCCUGACAUAUGUUCUUGAACAUGAUACAUCCUGUUCUUCAAGACCAAAAUGAGUUCAAGAGACAGUGGGUGCAGUGUUGUCAUUCUUCAAAACUCUUCAUACCCCGUCUCAUUUUAAUGAUGAACUCUUUAUUUACUGCUCCUCAUGUUCUACAUUUACUGGGCAGAACAGUCUGCUUCUAAAAUAAUAUCCUUUUUCGUUAUGACUGUAGAUACGGAAUUUUUCCUUUUUAAUUUAUGUUAAUGUAAUCUUGGUUACAAGAAAGGCAGUGGUGUCAUGCUAUGGAGCAGGCCAGUUUAGUAAAUUGAAAUCAGGGACUCCCUCGCUCCAACCAAUCACACGAAGGAGCUGUGUGAAAAUUGGGCGGAGUCAGGAAACAAUCCCCUUCCUUACCCACCCAGUUCACCCUGCCCAUUUUUUUCUACAUGCCCCUUGUCCUUGACCAAUCAGACCCCGUUCUUUCCCUUCAACCCUACCCUUCUCAACAUUAUUUAUAAACAAAAAAUAGACUCUUGUAUAUAAGAAACGGUUUUGUAUAAAUAAUAACUAUUUUCGUCAUCUCCAGAAUAAACCAGGGCACAGCUUAAGGUUUGAUGUUAUAACUUAAAAAAAAACAUCGGGUAUAAAAGGAAAAGAAUUAACAAAAAUAAUUUACACCUUAAUUUCUGAAUGGGGCAUAACAAACCAGAAUAGAGAAUAGUGUCUGGCUUUUACAUUCAUAUAUUUAUUUUGUUUUGAUUAUUAUUAUUAAUUAAUUAAUUAAUUAAUUUCGUUGCAUUUAUAUUAAUUUUAUGUCAUGGUUUUGUUUUUUAAGAUUUUCUUUUCACUUUUUUUCUUGAAGAAAAAAGGCAUUGCAUGCACUGAAUAUUUUGCUGGUUAAAAAAGAAAAACAAACAAAACCUGAAAAAGAUAAAAUACCGAAGGGAUUCCUAAACUUUUAUUCAAAAGUUGCUUCUAUUUGCAAUUGCUUGUGUUUAACUAUACAUUCUUUUCUAUGAAAACAAAACAAAAAGAAAAAAGACUAUUCCAACACCUUGUGCAAUAAAGCUAUCUUUCUAUGAA